Molecule: messenger RNA, 240 nt
Organism: Colletotrichum spaethianum
Lineage: Eukaryota; Fungi; Ascomycota; Sordariomycetes; Glomerellales; Glomerellaceae
Exons: 2
Coding region: 1-240 (79 amino acids)
Source: RefSeq, a predicted model, not a curated record
AUGAUGGGCGACUCUGAGGCCGCAGCCGCCGUCGCGGCCGGUCGCGUACCACCAGAAAUCAGUCUUGCAUACUUGGAAGAGGACAGAGACACACCGUCUAUGAACGCGUCAAUCUUCAUGUUUGCACUCACACUGGUGAUCGUGAACGGCCGAGCAAUCUCACGAUUAUACCUUCGUAAAGUCUUUGGGAUAGACGACAUUCUUGCUGUGAUAUCGAUGCCUUCGUCCCUCUAUGUAUAA